Athalia rosae (coleseed sawfly) is the source of this 3327-nucleotide messenger RNA. RefSeq names its product protein trapped in endoderm-1 (gene Tre1). NCBI's taxonomy places the organism in Eukaryota, Metazoa, Arthropoda, Insecta, Hymenoptera, Athaliidae. The coding region runs from base 611 to 1621 and encodes 336 amino acids. The record is from RefSeq and is a predicted model, not a curated record. The transcript has 3 exons. Gene Ontology annotation, molecular function: G protein-coupled receptor activity. Gene Ontology annotation, cellular component: membrane. Gene Ontology annotation, biological process: G protein-coupled receptor signaling pathway.
AAUGUCGCAACGUGCGGGGAGCGAAGAUGAAAAAGUCCGCGAUCGAAACGUCACCUCAGGAAACAGAAGCGCAGCGGUUUUUCGGUCUUUGAACCCCGCAGCACGCGACCCACGCGGACGAUCGUGGGUAACUUUGAAUUUCAUCUUCCUUAUCGCGUUCGACAGCGUGUCUUAAUUUAUAAGUCGGGGCUAUCGAGAAACCGCCCUCCGGUUCAGCGGCUGGAAUUCUAGAUCGGUCGGUCGGUCGGUCGGUCGGUCCGCGCGCGUCUGUUAAACGUACGCAAACGGCGGUGGGGAAUCAAGAAGGGGGGAAAAAAAUGUAAGGAAAAAAAUGACGAGAGUUCAAGUGCCGGUGUGAGAUAAGAUCCCAGUAGCGGAGAGUCGGAGUUCGUCGGCUUCUGGCAAAGCGACUGCAUUUAGUGUUCUCUGCGUUAUUACCGAGGCGCGCCGCGAUCCCCCGUUCGUAGUCGAACACCUCGGUGAUAAACGCGCGUGCGUCAGCCCCCGUCUUCGCCCCGAAGAAAACGCGGCGAUUUCCUUUCGCGGCGGCGGCGGCGAGAUAUGUCAAACGCAAUCGGAUUAGCGCGCGAACGUUGAACGAACGAUAAUCAUGGAGAGCGACGAGUUCGUUGGUAAUUUUACCGGACAUCAGGAGCAACCGAUUUACCCGAGACCGGUCACCCUCAUCGCCGCAGCUUGUGCCGUCAUUUUCAGCUUCGUCGGAGUCACAGGUAAUCUAAUCACCGUGUUGGCGCUUCUGAAGUACGCCAGACUCAGGAGACACGCAACCACCGCUUUCGUAAUCAGCCUCAGUUGUUCGGACCUGAUAUUUUCUGCGGUAAAUUUACCCCUGACCGCAAGCCGUUACAUAAACGAAGCAUGGAUUCUCGGAGACACUAUGUGCAUGAUAUUUCCGUUGUUCUUUUACGGUAACGUCGCGGUGUCCCUUCUCAGCAUGGUCGCCAUCACGAUCAACAGAUACGUCCUCAUAUCUCGGCCGGACAUUUACGCCCAAGUUUACACAAUCCGGAGGAUAAUCCUGAUGCUGGUCGGAAUAUGGGUCCUGAGCUUCAGCCUCCUCGUCCCUCCGCUUCUCGGUAUAUGGGGCACCCUCGGCUUCGACGAGGCCUCGUUCUCCUGCACAAUACUGAGCAAGAACGGUCGUAGUCCGAAGAAGGUACUAUUCGCCGUGGGUUUCGCGAUACCAUGCCUGGUGAUAAUCGUGUCCUACCUUUGCAUAUACUGGCGAGUGCGAAGGAGUUUGAAAAAAUUGCAAGCCCACAGCGGUGGCAAAUGCGGCGGAUUUCAGCGCAAGGAAGACUCGCGGGUGACGAGAUUGAUGCUCACGAUAUUCCUGUGCUUUUUGGUGUGCUUCAUGCCCCUGAUGAUCGCCAACGUCAUAGACGACGAGAUGAGGCUACCCUAUCUGCACAUCGUAGCCUCGAUCUUGUCGUGGGCCUCGUCGGUUAUCAACCCUUUCAUUUACGCGGGUACGAACCGACUCUACAGAGAGGCUUACCGGCAGCUAUUCUGCCCCUCGAUCACUCCGGUCGCUAAUUUCAAUCCCCCGAAACCGAUGCAUUCGCAUUCGAGUAAAGUCUCCGCACCGAACGUCACUUAGUGAUUGACGUUCAACGCUUCGGACUCAAGUGAACUAAUUAGAUUAAUAAUUUGGUAAAAGAAAAGUAGCGGCAGUUCCCCGAAAUCUGUGGAUCGAGAAAUAGGAUGGAUUUAUGGAUUGAUUACUCUACUUUGUUCACCGUGCUACCUCGAAUCUCGUUAGGAAAUACACGUUUUUACAACACUUGGUUUCGAAAGUUCGAUUUCCGAGCGCCAGAUGUCGCGCAGUAAUUGCCCCAUUCAACCGCACGAGUGCGGUAAGUGCUCCAUUAUCUCACAGUUCCGACUCGACCGUACCGUAGCCGUGAAGGAAGUACCGAUGUAACCUAGGCGUUAAGGAUUAUUCUUACGCGAGUAAACUUAAGAGGGGGACAUUGAUAGACAAUGAACGAAAACGUUGGUCGCGAUAAAUCACCAGAUGAAUCACAAACGGCCAAAAAUGUGUCCGACGAUGAUCCAUUGCCGGAUAAGUCGAAAGCGAAAUACAUGGCGACUUAUGAAAAAUUCAUGAACCGGAGAGUUGGAAAUAAUGUAACAUCUUUCUCCGAGGACGUAUCGAUGGCUUACUUUGACGAACUAGACUCGACAUUGAAGCCAUCCUCAUUGUGGGUGAUUUACUCGAUGUUGAAAAGCACUCUACGUACCAAUCACGAUAUCGACUCAAAGACGUACGCUGAGGUCAUCGCAUUUUUGAAGAAAAGUAACGUUGGCUUCAAAUCGCAAAAAUCCAAAGAUUUUACCGUUGACGAAAUAGAAAGAUUUCUCACCGACGCUCCCGACGAUAAACAUUUAGCUAACAAGGUAAGAAUCGAAUACUCGUGACGUUCGUUCGAGUUACCGAGAGUUCGCGAAUGAAACGAACGCAUCGAAUUCGCAGGUUGGUUUGAUUCUCGGUAUAAACGGUGCUUGUAGAACGGAAGAGCAAUGCGGUCUUACCGCGAAAGAUGUCGUCGAAUACGGGAAUUCGAUGAUUUUGGUAAAACUGCCGAGAACGAAAUCACAUCUCGAACGAUCGUUUACGGUCACGGACGUGUUUUGUCGAAUCAUAAAAAAAUACAUGGCGUUACGUCCAGCGAUAAAUUUUUUUUAAUUAUCAAAAAGGGAAGUGCACCCAGCAGCCUGUCGGUGUUAACGAAAUCGGUGGUAUGCCGAAAGUGAUCGCGACCUAUCUUGGUCUGUCGCGACCCGAGCUGUACAGUGGACGAAGUUUUCGUCGCACGUCAGCAACGUUACUCGCCGAUUCCGGAGCUGAUCUUACGGCGGUGAAGCGUCGUAGCGGUUGGAAAAAUCCAUCACUUGCGGAGGUUUAUACCGAAAAUUCUGUCGUCGAUGAAACGAGAGUGAGUGUCGAAGUAGGUCGGGAUAUCAAUUCGGAAGACACUGACGAUCCGUUAGCGUCUGUGAAGAGCCAAAAUUCCGAUCCGCUUGAAUCUGACGGAAAUUUGAGCGCGCCACCACCGAAAAUCGUCAAAGUCACCGGAAGUACGUCGAAUCUUCCGACGCGAUCUUCGUCGGAAAUAAAUGAUAUAAACAUUGACGAACGAACCGGUUUAUCGACCGAAAUUAAAUUACCUACAAGAAAUUUGCAUCUUUCACUCAACAACUGCUCAAACGUUACCAUCAAAUUUUCCGAAUAAGAAAAACGUAUAAACUUUCAUAUCUAUCUUUAAGACAUUGUGACUUAAUAAAAAUAUUUUUACCAUAAAA